AUCCAUCCCGGAACGGGAAACACCAACCUGCUUUCCACCUAUAAAAUCCGCCCUUCCCCACCCCCCAAUCCCACAACAGCAAACCAAAUCCCCCAAGACCAAAAAAGGCCCCAGCAACCCAAGCGCGUCGACCCCAUCCACAGUUGAAUCUCUGAGUUUACUUUCAGAGAAGAUUUUAGUCGAGAUGGCGCAGGCGAUCGAGGCUCAGAGGGAGGGCGCGGAGGUGUACCACGGCGCGGCGCUGUGCGCGGAGAAGGCGGUGGAGCUGCUGGCCGAGACCAACAUGCCGCUGGGCCUGCUGCCGCUGGCAGACAUCGAGGAGGUGGGCUACAACCGCGCCACCGGCUUCGUCUGGCUGCGCCAGAAGAAGGCGCUCACGCACACCUUCAAGCAGAUCGGGCGGCAGGUCUCGUACGGCACCGAGGUGACGGCCUUCGUCGAGGACUGCAAGAUGAAGCGCAUGACCGGGGUCAAGAGCAAGGAGCUCCUCAUCUGGAUCACCCUCUGCGACAUGUACAUCGAGAAGGACGAUCCCUCCAAGAUCACCUUCAAGACGCCCACAGGGCUGGGGAGGACCUUCCCCGUCUCCGCCUUCGAGAAGCAGGACGACGGCAAGGCCAAGGCCGCGGCUGCCGACGGCAAGGAGGCCGUCGUGGCCAAGUAGGUGAGGACGGCCGGCAUACUCUACAAAGUUUGGAUGAAGAGUCCUCGAGUCCAAUAUUAACUAUAUACAAAGUUUGGAUGAAGAGUACUAUUUGCUUUUAUCUUUAUAAUAAACUACGGAUUAUAUAAGGGGUUGUAAUACUCUGCUCCGGUGUUUUGCCGAGGGUUGUAUCAUGCAUAUGAUCGUGCGAUCUUUAUAAUCUUAUAUGUGCUGUUCGCUGCUUAAUCGUGCGAGCC
This is a messenger RNA of Triticum dicoccoides, 900 nucleotides long. RefSeq lists its product as uncharacterized. The transcript has a single exon. NCBI's taxonomy places the organism in Eukaryota, Viridiplantae, Streptophyta, Magnoliopsida, Poales, Poaceae. The coding region runs from base 185 to 664 and encodes 159 amino acids. The record is from RefSeq and is a predicted model, not a curated record.